Molecule: messenger RNA, 2343 nt
Organism: Plasmodium reichenowi
Lineage: Eukaryota; Apicomplexa; Aconoidasida; Haemosporida; Plasmodiidae
Exons: 1
Coding region: 1-2343 (780 amino acids)
Cellular component (GO): cytoplasm
Source: RefSeq, a predicted model, not a curated record
AUGGUACACGUAUUACUAGGCUAUUUAGAUGAAAAGAAGAAGAGGAAGAAUGAAUUAAGGGAUAAGCAUAAAAUUAAUAAAAAGUUUGUUUCUAAAAUUGGUGGGAAACCUUUUUGGUUAGAUAGAAUUAAUUUACCGGAUGAGAAAGAAUUUAAUUGUUCAGUAUGUAACAACAUGAUGAUAUUUUUAUUACAGAUUUAUGCACCUUUAGAUGAGCUUGGAAAUUGUUUUCAUCGAUGUUUAUAUGUAUUCAUAUGUAUACAUUGUGGUGAUCAAGCAAAAUGUUUUAGAACACAAUUACCAAGAAAUAAUCCAUUUUAUAAUUAUUAUUUACAAGAUGUGAAUUAUGUGGAUGAUACAACAAAUGAAAAUGAUGAAUUGAUAUCUUCUGAUGAUACAAAUAAUCAAAUUAGUGAAUCGGAUGAUACGAAUGAUACGGAUAAUCAUAUGAGUGAUAGUGAAGAAAAUAUAAAAAAUUCCACACAUACAAAUAAUAAUAAUAAUAAUAAUAUUAAAAAUAAUAAUGUGAUAAAUACCAAUAUUGAUGAAACAAAUCGUAAGGACAACAUGAAUAAUGGACAUCAUAUAGAUAUGAAUACAAAUAUAAUUAUUAGUAAUAGUGAAACCAUUAAUAGUAAUAGUAAUAGUAAUAAUAAUUCUAAUUGCUUCGAAGCGACAGGGAAUAAUUUGAACGAAUCAGACGACACUACUAAUCAAAUAAACGAGUCCGACCAUAGCACAAACCCAUUUAACGAAUCUGACGAUACAAAUAAUGAACAGAAGACAUUAGAAAAGAAGGAAAAAGAAAUAAAUGUAUAUAGAAAUAAUGAAGAUAAUAAGAAGGAUAAUGCUGUAAAUAAUAUUGUUAUGAAUAUUAAAGAAGAUGAUGAAGAUGAAGAUAAAAAGAAGGAAAAAAAGGACGUAAAGGUUAUUUGUUCCAAAAGAAUGGAAAAUGAAAAUUGUAAUAAUAAAAUUCUUAUACAUAAUGUAGAAAAAAAAAGUAAUAAUUUUAGUGUUAAUGAAGAUGUAAAAAAAAAAGAUACCUGUUCAGGAACAGACUAUUAUAUGACAUUAAUAAAGAAAGAUAAGAAUAUUUUUGAUAAAAGCGUGGAAUAUUAUUUUUGUUGUAAUAUUUGUGGAAUUCCUUGUUUCAAUAAAUUUAAAAAACAUAAACCUUGUAAACUUAAGAAGCAUAUCAUUUUCCAAGAACACAAAAUAUAUAUUAGCGAUGAAGAUGAUUGUGAAAGUAGUAGUACAGGCAGCGAAAUGUUUUCUGAUUUUUAUGGAGGGGAUUCUAAUGAAGAACUUGUUAAUAAUAAAGGUGGUACUUAUGUUCUUGAAAUGAAUACAAAAGAAAAGGAUAAUUCGAGGAUGUCACAUUUUAAUGUUUUACAUAAUGAAAAUAUAUCUACAACGAAUAAUGAUGAUAAUACAACGAAUAAUAUAUCUCCCGAUCAUGGUAAUGAAACGUAUGAAAGUGGAGAAACAAAUAAAAUGGAUAACCUCGAUAAUAUGAAUAAUAUGAAUAAUAUGAAUAAUAUGGAUAAUAUGAAUAAUAUGGAUAAUAUGAAUAAUAUGGAUAAUAUGAAUAAUAUGAAUAAUAUGGAUAAUAUGAAUGAUAUGGAUAAUAUAGAUAAUAACAUGAAAGGAAAUAAUACCAUGAAUCAUGUAAAUGGUAUGUGUGAUGUUAAUAAUAUAAAUGUGAACAACACUAAUGUUAAUGUUGUCGAUUAUAAUAAAACCAACUUUUAUAGUAACACCAAUUAUUCAUUUAACGAGAAAGAACAAAAUAAAGAUGAUGUAGAAGAAAUUGAUUUAGAUAUUAGUGAAAUGAAAGCUUUUGAACAGAUACAAAGAGAUAUUGAGAAUACAAGGAAUAUUGAUAAAGUUUUUAAAAAUUAUAUAAAAAAAAUUCAAAGAUUCCCAAGUCAGUUUAUAAGAUAUUCAUAUAAUGGUACAGCUCUUUAUUCUUCAUGUGACAUAUUUAAUAGUAAUAGAAAUAAUGUAUCGGAACUACCAAAUACAAAUAAUAAAUCUCACAAUAAUAUGAAUAAUAUUUAUAAUACAUUUAAUACUAAUAAGGUUCCUCGGUGUCAUAUUUGUAAAAGAAGAAAAGUAUUUGAAUUUCAAGUUCUCUCAACCAUUAUUAACUUUUUAAAAAUAAACAAAAAUAUACAAGUUGAUAAUAAUAUAGCCUUAAAUUCGAAGUUUGCCUACCUUGCCAUAUAUACAUGUGAAAAUAAUUGUGAUAUAUUCGAUAUAAACAAUUUUAAAGAAUCACAAAGAAGACAACACAAAAAUAGAUAUAUUCAAGAAUAUGUCUAUGUGCAAGUUGAAAAUUAA